CAGCCUUGCACAAGACCCUCUGUCUCAACAAAGAUCGAUCCUCUAGAGUUGCAUAGUCCAUGCCCUAUAUCCACCUCCCAACCCGCUCUGAGUUCUGGCUACUGUUAUCUCCUCGAACUGCCCGACAAAGUUAUGGUCGGGACGAAUUUGCACCGACCGAUGCUCAAACAGGCUUCGAGCGGACUUUGCUGGGGUUUAAAUCCGACCCACUCUGCCACACUGGCACGACAACAGCGGCAUUGGUGGCUCAAUCUCCAAAGUCUUGACAUUCUCUUCGUUAACCGAUUACGCAGGGUUUGCCCUUGCAAGGUUUAGCGUCGAGCAUGCCGUGCACCAUUUCCAGAACCUAGAGAGCCCCUUCUCAUACUCUUCCCAGCCAGUGCCCAGGAACCUAGCCAUGUCUUCGAUGCCAGAGCUUGGACUGGAGGGUCUUCGUGACGUUCAUACAGUAGCACCGGGAUUAACUGGUUUCCCUUUCUGAACGAAAAUGGCGCCAGCGAUUGAUAUAAAACUUGAAGGUGGGUGGGCAGCUCAGCUCGGAAUCUGCUCUCAAUAGCGAGUACCAUUGCAAUUUGUCUGACCCUAACCCCCAUCUCUGUUUGGAUAUUCUUCUUUGAUAUUUCCAUCGUCAAAAUGGGCUUUCUAUACUCUCAGCUGUUCAUCAAACCAGCUUAUCCGAAGAGAUCCUUCGCUGGAGAAACCGUCAUUGUGACUGGAAGCAACACUGGCCUGGGAAAGGAAGCAGCCCGACAUAUCGCUCGCCUGGGCGCCUCGAAACUGAUUCUCGCUGUGCGAAACACCAAGGCUGGAGAAGCGGCCAAAAAGGACAUCGAAAAGACCACAAAAUGCAGCUCCGACGUGAUUGAGGUGUGGGAACUCGACCUCGCCUCGUAUGGCUCCGUCAAGGCAUUCGCCGAACGCGCCUCCAAGCUUUCCCGGAUUGACGUUCUGCUCGAGAAUGCUGGCAUCGCCACCCACAACUACAAUCAAGCCGAGGGACACGAACGCACCAUCACAGUCAACGUCAUCAGCACAUUCCUCCUGGCCUUGCUGUUGCUGCCGAAACUGAAGUCCACGGCCAAAGAAUUCAAGACCAAUCCGCGCCUCAUCAUCGUGUCCAGCGAAGUGCACGGCUGGAGCAAGUUCGAAGAAUGGAAAGAGCCGCAUAUCUUUGAGACACUCGACGCCGAGAAGACGGCCAAGAUGAAGGAACGAUACCAGACCAGCAAACUGCUGGAAGUGCUCACCGUCCGCCAGAUCGCGCCUAAACUGGUCGGGUCGGGGGUUAUCUUGAAUUGUCUCAAUCCCGGCCUAUGCCAUUCGGAGCUCGCCCGUGAGGGUUCGUUCGUCUUGGAGGUGUUGAAGUUCUUCCUUGCUCGCUCUACAGAGGUGGGCAGUCGGACACUGGUGGCUGCUGCCGAGGCUGGCAUGGAGUCGCAUGGCAAGUACAUGUCGGAUGCCAAGGUUAAUGAAGGCCAGCUCUCGGCCUUUGUGAGGAGCGAGGACGGCGGCGCCGCUGGCAAGAAGGUAUGGGUUGAACUGAGUGAUAUCUUGGAGAAGAUCCAGCCUGGGGUUACGCAGAAUGUCUGAUGAUGCUCUCGGGGUUAUGUCACCCAGUGAAUUGUAGUGCUACGCCUCUGAGUUCCGGAUUAUCUAGAUGGCUUGAUAUGAA
Molecule: messenger RNA, 1672 nt
Organism: Cladophialophora immunda
Lineage: Eukaryota; Fungi; Ascomycota; Eurotiomycetes; Chaetothyriales; Herpotrichiellaceae
Exons: 1
Coding region: 634-1590 (318 amino acids)
Source: RefSeq, a predicted model, not a curated record